ACAGCGUGAACGUUCCCGAAUCGUUUCACUGAAAACUAUUCCCAUCGUCGCCUUUGUGCCGACGUGGCAUGAACGCAGAAUGAAAACCGGCUGUCAAGUGCAGCCAUUAGACCCAACGUCAACUGUCAAAGUCCGCUUUCGUUCUCUUGCACUUCGAACGCUUUUCAGGAAGCCGAUAAAGCUGCUCUGUUUUGGGCAUUAACCGUACACAGCCACCAGAUACAGGUGUGCUGCUGCAGUUGUUCCAAGUCGGGCUGACCACCGCUCCGACAAACCUUCAAAACCUGCGAAUUUAACAGCUGGAUUUACCCACUGUUGGUGCCUAUACGUUAAAGAAUCAUGGCUGAGCUGCAGGAACGCACCUUCAUUGCUGUCAAGCCUGAUGGCGUGCAGCGGGGCCUCAUUGGAGACAUCAUUAAGAGGUUUGAGAUGAAAGGCUUCAAACUUGUGGGCAUGAAGAUGCUCAAUGCCACUGACGCCCUCCUGCAGCAGCACUACAUCGACCUGAAGGACAGGCCAUUCUUUCAUGAUCUAAUCACAUAUGUGAGCUCUGGUCCAGUGGUUGCCAUGGUGUGGGAAGGCAAAGGUGUGGUGAAGACAGGCAGAGUGAUGCUGGGUGAGACCAACCCUGCUGAUUCUAAGCCUGGAACCAUCAGAGGAGACUUCUGCAUUGAUGUUGGCAGGAACAUUGUCCAUGGCAGUGACUCAGUGCAGAGUGCAAACAGAGAAAUUUCGCUGUGGUUCAAACCAGAUGAGCUGAUCAUCUACACAAGCUGUGCCCACAAGUGGCUUUACUGAACUACCCUGGGUCCUGGUGCAGUCCCUCAACACUGGAGACCAUUUAAACUUUGGCCUCAGAUCUCGUUAUUUGCUUCUAGCCUAGAGGGCAGAAGAACAUGACAGUUCUAAUCUCAUAUCUCCUCCUGCACUCUAAUUGUCAUACUGUGCUGACUCUUCCAUGUCUCAUCCCAUAUUCCUUUGUGAGCUUGAUUCUAUAUUUUCACUUAAACUCAUGACAUUCCUUCCUUGGCUGCACAGUUAAUAACAUUGUCAGUUUUGUUGAAGAUGCACUGCUUUUCAAUAAAAUGUUCAACUCUCUGCAGUGUUCAGAUUA
This is a messenger RNA of Monopterus albus (swamp eel), 1114 nucleotides long. Its product is annotated as nucleoside diphosphate kinase B-like. Gene Ontology annotation, molecular function: nucleoside diphosphate kinase activity. Gene Ontology annotation, biological process: UTP biosynthetic process; CTP biosynthetic process; GTP biosynthetic process. The record is from RefSeq and is a predicted model, not a curated record. NCBI's taxonomy places the organism in Eukaryota, Metazoa, Chordata, Actinopteri, Synbranchiformes, Synbranchidae. Bases 340 to 798 code for a protein of 152 amino acids. The transcript has 5 exons.